UUUGGUACAAAUUAAUGAAAUAGGAAUAUACAUUUAACGUGACAUAUGUUUAUGAAAACUUGUGAGCUUUACAGAGUAUUAUAGUAAUUGUAUGACAGCAAACGAUAUUUGACCGAUAUUUUUAAGACUAUCAAUACUUCUGUUAAUGUAAAGUGAUACACAGAUACGUAUAACAUAACCUAAGUUUACUGAGCGGGUUUAAUUUUAAAUACAAUCGCAAGAAUGAAUAAUUCAAUAUUGAUGCAAAAACAAGUAAAAGAUAAUGCGGAAGAUUUACAAAAAGAAUUUCUGGACAUGAAAAAUUGGGAGGAACAAAUGAAGCGUAAAGAUGAAGAACUGAGGAAAGAAGCAAGUGGCCAGGCCAUCUUACCACCUGUCAGAAGCAAACCUAAAAAUAAAGCAAAGAAUGCUCCCACAAAACAAAAUGGAAUUGACUCUAAAACAAAACGAAUUAAAUCUUAUGAUUAUUCUGCUUGGGAUAAAUUCGAUGUAGAUAAAGCAUGUAAAGAGUUAGAUAAAGAAGAACAAUCAGAUGAUUCUGAAGAUGAAACUGUGUCCAAGGAAGAAUUAGAAAAAGCUCACCAAGAAGCCACAAAACAUAAAACUGAAGGCAAUACUUUUGUACAACAGCAACAAUGGACUAAAGCUAUUUCAUGCUACAGUGAAGCUAUAAAAGUUUUUCCAUAUGAUGCUGUGUUUUAUGCAAAUCGAGGACUUUGUCAGUUAAAGUUAAAUAAUUUUUACUCCGCAGAAUCAGAUUGCUCUGCAGCAAUACAGUUGGAUGAAACUUAUGUAAAAGCAUAUCAUAGGAGAGCAACAGCCAGAAUGAAUUUGAAACAAUACAAAGAAGCUAAACAAGAUUUAGAAAAAGUUUUAAAACUGGAACCUUCUAAUAAAGAGGCCAAGAUACUGCUUGCUAAAACUGAAAAACAAAUUAAGGUUUCAGAAUCACCUGCAGUGGACGAAUGUACAAAAAAAUUACCAGAAAAAUCAAUUGAAAAGGAGAUUGGUAAAAAGAUAUGUACCAAUACUGUAUCAGAAACUCAAGCAGUAAAUACUAAAAAUAUUAAGAAUGAACUUUCCAAUGACAAUGAAACAGAUAUUAAAAAUAUUGAAGAUAGUACAUGUAGUAUCUCUGUAGCUGAUAAAAAAGAUGGUGCAGAAGAUGCUGCUAUAAUAAAGCAAGGAAGGGAUUCACGUAUUCCUGAUUGGUUGCCAGAAAAAGAUGAUGUUGCUGUAAUUGAACCCAUUAAAAAGCCACCUCAUUUACGUUCAAAAAAAUCAUUAACAAGAAUACCAGUUGAAGAAGUAGAAUUUGGCACUCUUGAACAUAAUUAUGAUAAAGAUAAGAUAGAACAUAAUGAAAGUGAACCUGUAUUGAUUAAGGAAAUUAGUACAGAUAAUAAUGUCAUAAAAAAGGAUAAUCCUGUUAAAAGUUCUGAAAUUAUAGAAAAUAUACCGCCAGUUCCUAAAACAGCUGUACAAUUUAUAAUGAACUGGAAGACAAUUAAAUCAUCCGAACUUAAAUAUAAAUAUUUAAAGCAAUUAUAUGGAAACUCGUUACAUGAAAUAUUUCAAGACUCAAUGGAAUCAGAUAUUUUUAGUGAAAUAUUGGAAGUUUUGAAGACAGAAUUUAUUAAAAGAAAAGAGCAAAUUAUAUUUUCUUAUUUAAAAGAUCUCAGCCAAGUUAAACGGUUUAGAGCACUUAUCAUGUUUAUUAGUAAUAGUGACAAAGAAAAUUUAAGGAUACUUUUCAAAUAUUGCAAAGAGGUUGAGAAUGUUUUCCAAGAAGAACUUAAAACUGUAGAAGACAGAUAUGAAAUAUAAAAAUAAAGUUGUGAUAUUUAAUUCCGUUUAAAGUAAAGUAAAAAUAAGUCAUACAAGAUA
Molecule: messenger RNA, 1887 nt
Organism: Megachile rotundata (alfalfa leafcutting bee)
Lineage: Eukaryota; Metazoa; Arthropoda; Insecta; Hymenoptera; Megachilidae
Gene: spag
Product: RNA polymerase II-associated protein spaghetti
Cellular component (GO): protein folding chaperone complex
Molecular function (GO): protein binding
Source: RefSeq, a predicted model, not a curated record